Molecule: messenger RNA, 378 nt
Organism: Staurois parvus
Lineage: Eukaryota; Metazoa; Chordata; Amphibia; Anura; Ranidae
Source: the annotation of a GenBank genome assembly
AUGAUGCGUCUGGAACGUGCUGUUGGAUUUGCGAUGCCACUACAAGCAGUAUGGAUGGGCACCCCUAUUAAACUGAUCGGUUUUAUAGAAGUUCCAGAUCCUUUAAUCACUUCAGAUUUUUCAAAAGUCCCUGGAGCUAUUCGAUAUCUUUCUGGACCUGAGAUCUUGGCAGUGCGAUGCAAGGAUGGAUGGGUUGGAGUCAGAACUGUGAAACUAAAGAGGAAACUGUCAGCCAAGGAUUUUUAUAAUGGUUACCUGCACCCCUGGUUCAGGCCGAAUUCAAGCUUGCCUAUGGAGGAGUGCCGCUUCUCUACACUGUAUGUACCAGAAAAACCUAAGAAAGCAAAGCAGAAAAUCUGUGUCUGUACAGAAUACGUG